This is a messenger RNA of Drosophila yakuba, 3365 nucleotides long. It is a transcript of the gene Dek, whose product is annotated as protein DEK. The transcript has 10 exons. Bases 117 to 2120 code for a protein of 667 amino acids. Gene Ontology annotation, biological process: chromatin organization; regulation of double-strand break repair. Gene Ontology annotation, cellular component: nucleus. The record is from RefSeq and is a predicted model, not a curated record. Gene Ontology annotation, molecular function: DNA binding; histone binding. Lineage: Eukaryota; Metazoa; Arthropoda; Insecta; Diptera; Drosophilidae.
CCUAACUCACACUCAAAUUGCGAUUCGAUUAAAAAAGAAAUAGGCGCACCGAAAUCCAUCGUAUUGGCCGCCAAAAAAUUAGCAAGUGUAAUCCAGUUGUGACUUUGUAUCUUUCCAUGCCAUCGCCGCACGAAAAGGAUGCUAACAAAGCGGCAGAAACGGCAGCCAAAGAAAAUGCCGCCGAUAAGGUAAGCGAUGUGGAAAAUGCAUCGGCCGCCGCGGGGAUGGCGAAAGCUGAGGGGGCCCAGCCGGAAAGGGGGCCUAAAGAUGCAGCCGAAUCCCCCGCCGCUGCCGACGCACCUGCCUCUGCCGCCACUGAUGACGUAGCUGAUAAAAAAGCCAAAGGAGACUCAACGGCAGUUUCAAAUCCCGAAUCGGAUGCAGCUGCAGCGGACAAAAAGGAGAAAUCCCCCUCGCCGGCACUAAAGAAGUCAAACAAUAAGGAAGCUAAAAAAGAGGAGAACUCCGAAAAGGACGAGGAGAACACGGAAGACGGCGAUGAGCCAGAGGAGGGUGAUGAGAAGGCGAGCGAUGAAGAGAUUGAGAAAAAGAAAUCCAAAUCAGAUGCAGAGAACAAGAAAACGGAAGGCACUGAUGAGUCCAAGCCAAAGUCCGGAGCCGAUAAGCCCAAGAAACCCGAGCCCAAGGCCAAGAAUGGCAAGGUGGCCAAGGAAGAGGAGGACGACGAAGAGGACGAGGAUGAUGAGGAUGCCGAAGAUGAUGACGGAGAUGAGAACGAUGGCCUGGACAAAAACAACGAGGUGGCCGAGGAUGACGAGAAUGUCGUGGCUCUCGCCGAGAUUGAUCGCAUCAAUGAGAAUAUUAAUAAGACUCGUGUAGAUGGCCUGCAAACAUUGCAUGCGAUCUGCUUUGGCGCCCAGGGCAAGAACAAUGUGGUCAAGAAGAACUUGCGCUCCUUUGCCGGUUUCGAGUUUGCCAAGGAUUCGGCGGAGUACAACAAAAAACUGGAGGCCAUCAAAAAGGUGGAUAAUAAGGGGCUGCGCAGCAUCUGCGAGAUCCUCACCCUCGAUCGCAAGGGCAGCAAGAACGAGACUGUCCUGCGCGUGCUCAAAUUCCUAAUGGAACCCGACGAGUCGCUUUGCUUGGAGCAGGGCGAUGAAGAGGAGGAGGAAGAUCCCGAGGACGAGGAUCUGGACGAAGACGAGGAGGACCCGCCCAGUGAAGAGGACAAGAAGCGCAAGAGCGGAAAGUCUAGCGGCGGCUCUGGAAGAGGCUCUGCUCGCAAUUCCACCGGACGUCCUCGGCGUGCGACGGCAGGAAAGAAAAUGUCCGCCUAUGUAGAUUUCUCCAGCUCUGAAGAGAGCGAGCAGAAAGUGGCAGUUCCCAAAAGGAGACGAAAUGAUGACUCCGAAUCGGGCUCAGAUUACAAUCCUUCUGCCAAUUCCGACUCCGAUGGUCGUGGUGGUGGUGCUGGUGCAGCAGGUCGUAAAGUCCCAAGCCGCGGCGGUCGCGGUCGUCCUGCGCGCAAAAGUCGCAGAAGAAACUCUGAUUCCGAGGAGGAAGAGGAAUCGGAAGUUUCUGAAGCCGAUAGUGAUGUCCCAAAACGCAAACGUGGUUCCGUGGGAAAACGUGGGCGACCGGCAGCUCCUGCGUCAGCCGGACGAAGGGGUAGAGGGCGAGGUGCAGCUUCCCGAAAGCGUAAAGAUUCAGAUAGCGAGGAUGAGGAGGUAUCCGACGAUGAAGAGGAGGAGGACGUCUCAGAUUUUGCCAGCGAUCAAAGCGAAGAGGAACGUCCCAAAAAGAGUAAGAAGCCCAUUACGCCUGCGAAAAAUAGCAAAGCUAACAACAAGUCAAAACCAGCUGGAAAGGCCGAUAGUCGAUCGAAAAAAUCAAAGAAGGAAUCGUCCGAUGAAGACGAUGAUGUCGAUGACAAAGAUGAAUCCGACGAGGAUGAGCCAUUAACCAAAAAGGGCAAACAGGCAUUCCCAACGGAUGAACAAAUACGCGGAUAUGUCAAAGAGAUUCUGGACAAAGCCAAUCUGGAGGAGAUUACCAUGAAAACAGUGUGCAAACAAGUAUAUGCAAAAUAUCCAGACUUUGAUCUAACAGACAAGAAAGACUUCAUCAAGGCAACAGUGAAAGCGUUAAUUGCGACAUAAAACGACGUGAAGACAAAGCCACUUUGAAGUCGGAGAAGGCUCUGUAGACAUACAAAACAAAACAGGCGACAGCAAAGUCAGGACGUUGUAUGCCGAUACAGAAAGAAGUUGGGCAUGGUUCGCGAAAUGUAACUCCUAGUAGUUGUCCUAUAAGUAUAUGAUUUGUACUCCUAUCCUAAAAGCUAUCUGCAGUUCACCUUAAUCCUAACGUCAGCGGCAGUAGACUAUCCAUUCUUAUAUAUAUUCAUCUGUAUAUAUAACUUUUUAUUUGUCCAACCGUGCGCACGCAUACACAUCAUUUUCUAUUUUCUUGAAAGUAUGUGCUCUCGACAGCUCUGCAAAGUGUGUAAAUUAAGCAAAGAGAAACUUGUAAAAAUCCGAUAAAAAAAAAAAGAAACACCUAAACUGUAGUGCAUUUUGAUUUGACGUUCAACAAGAAAUGAUGUAUUUAACAUUAAGGCACAAGAAAUAAUAAACAAAAAGCAAAAUUAAAAAUUUAUAAAGGCGUGAAAUAUCUAAAUUUCACACACUGUCAGCAGUACAAAAACAAACGAAAGUGGAAAAAACUUUUUAAAUUUACACGAUUACAAAACGUUUUUGGCCUAUGUAAAAAAAAAUUGUAUCCUUUGGGCGAGUAAUUUUAAGGCACACUUGAGCGGAGCUCCUGAUCCAAUGUUUAACUGCUGACCCGAUCUACUUUAUCCCAUUUUGAUGUCUCCAUCGCAUCCCAAUUCCUGUUCAACCCAAAUGCUCGGGCCCCAGUGUGAUCGAAGAUAGGAAGGUUUCUCGGCUUAUUAACUAGAGACAAGCUCACAACAAAUUGUGAGUAAAAUAAACAAACAGAAGAUUGAAUAUGACAUGAGGAAAAGAAUAAAGUUAAAUAUUAUAAAUAUUAGAUAUUUACAAGGUAAUAAUAGAUGUAUGUUAAUUUUAAACAACAAAAAAUUGAAUAGAAAAACCGAAUAUUUUACGUUUAAUUGCCUGCAAGAGAAAAAGUAAAACAAAAUCCGUUUAAAUAUUAUCACAGUCGUCGCCUCUCAAUGGAAGUUUUCUUGUAGUAAACUCGUAAAUGAAUAUCAAAAACAACACUAAUAAAAUCCCACUAAAUUAGUUUAGCCCCAGCAGUCAUUGGCAACUAAGCUAUAUACUCUUGUGCAUUCUGUUCUGUUUCAAUUUUAAAUGUUCGCUGCAAAAUGCUAAAAGGAAUGCAGUGUAUCAGUAAUAAAGUGCUACAAAUUAAGAGAA